CGCUGGUCCUCAAUUCUCAUCAUCAGAUCAAGCAAGCACAGAGUUUAACUGUCAAUGGCCACUCUUCUCUCUUCAUCCUCUCUACUCUUCUUCACUUCUCCAACCUCCAAGCUUCCUCCACCUUCUCUCUCUCCUACUCCGCCCCUUUCUCUCUCAUCAUCCUCACCUUCUUCUCCUCUCUCUUUCACUCUCUCCCUUUCUCCUUUCUUUUCAUACCCCACAACCUCCAGACGCCAUUCUCUAUCCUCAUUCAAGGCCAAACCCAUCACAGCAGAGAAGAAGAAAGUCGCCAUAGUCAAUACCAACAGUGGUGGCCAUGCUGUCAUUGGCUUCUACUUUGCAAAAGAGCUUCUGGGUUCUGGCCAUGAAGUCACCAUAAUGACUGUUGGGGAAGAAGUUUCAGACAAGAUGAAGAAACCCCCAUUCAACAGAUUCUCUGAAAUUGUGAGUGCCGGUGGCAAGACAGUGUGGGGAGACCCGGCAGAAAUCGGAAAGGUUUUGGAAGGGGCAACAUUUGAUGCUGUAUUGGAUAACAAUGGAAAGGACUUGGACACUGUGAGGCCUGUGGCAGAUUGGGCCAAAAGUUGUGGUGUAAAGCAAUUUUUGUUUAUCAGCAGUGCCGGAAUCUACAAGCCAACAGACGAGCCUCCUCAUGUUGAAGGGGAUGUUGUAAAAGCUGAUGCUGGUCAUGUUGGAGUCGAGAAGUACAUAUCAGAGAUUUUCAGCAGUUGGGCAGUUUUCCGUCCACAAUACAUGAUUGGAUCUGGCAACAACAAAGAUUGUGAGGAGUGGUUCUUUGAUCGAAUUGUUCGGGGAAGACCAGUUCCCAUCCCUGGAUCGGGAAUGCAGCUAACCAACAUCUCCCACGUUAGGGAUUUAUCAUCCAUGAUUACUCUGGCAGUCGAAAAUGCAUCUGCUGCAAGCGGUAACAUCUUCAACUGCGUGAGUGAUCGUGCCGUGACACUUGAUGGAAUGGCCAAACUAUGCGCUCAAGCUGCUGGCUGCCCAGUUGACAUCGUGCAUUAUGAUCCCAAAGCUGUUGGCAUUGAUGCAAAGAAAGCUUUUCCUUUCCGUAAUAUGCACUUCUAUGCAGAACCAAGAGCUGCGAAGGACAUUCUCGGGUGGAACGCUACCACAAACCUUCCUGAAGACUUGAAGGAGCGGUUUGAUGAGUAUGUGAAGAUUGGAAGAGACAAAAAGCCCAUGAAAUUUGAGAUAGAUGAUAAGAUUCUGGAGUCACUGAAAGUGCCAGUGGCUGUAUGAUAUUCCACAUGUCCAUCCUACACAAUGAUUGAGAUGCAAUCAUGUGUCUCAUUCUCUCUUACAUAUAUGCUAGAUUGCUAAGAAGCAGUGUAUCAAAUUUUGCUCAUUUAUUCAGAGUAAAUACAAAGAAAUUACUUAUUCUUCUCA
Camellia sinensis is the source of this 1410-nucleotide messenger RNA. RefSeq names its product chloroplast stem-loop binding protein of 41 kDa (gene CSP41A). The record is from RefSeq and is a predicted model, not a curated record. Gene Ontology annotation, biological process: monosaccharide metabolic process. NCBI's taxonomy places the organism in Eukaryota, Viridiplantae, Streptophyta, Magnoliopsida, Ericales, Theaceae. Gene Ontology annotation, cellular component: cytosol. Gene Ontology annotation, molecular function: UDP-glucose 4-epimerase activity.